AUGACUGUUGCCACUUCGCCAGCGACAGUCACAGCUCCCACUGGACUGCCAAGUAAAGCAAACGACAUUCUGAUCGCGCAAGUACCAUCAUAUGUUGACGCCAUCUUGAAUCCAUCAGACUCAACAUUUGAUCGUUUGGAGUGUCCGCAGCCAAACCUUGACCGUUACACUUACCUCAAACACCAAACAAAUCAAACCGAAAUCUUGCAGCAUCCCAGGUUUUUCUUCGCGCUCGAUCUACAUCAGUGUAUCCAAAUACUCCCGCGACUACUCAGUUCAGUCGUAGAAGCAAUAAAAUUCCUCGGCCCAGAGAACUGCGUGCUCUCCAUCGUAGAAGGCCGCUCCGAUGACGGCACAUUCGAAGUCCUCGACGAGCUUCGCUCCAACUUACACGCCCUCGGCGUGACUUACUUCUUCCAAACAAGCGACAUAAAUCCCGUUGCUCCCGGACGAGACCGCAUCGAAGCCCUCGCAGACCUGCGCAACCUCGCCCUACAAGAUCUCCUCGACCACCCGGCGCACUACGAGCCCGACACCACGGUCAUAUUCCUCAAUGACAUCGCGCUGUGCAUGGAAGACAUUCUAGAACUCCUCCACCAGCGGCACCAACAAGGCGCCGACCAGACGUGUGCCAUGGACUGGACGUAUGUGGGCGACAACCCAACAUUCUACGACGUCUGGAUUGCGCGCGGCAUGACGGGCGAUCUGUUCUUCAACAUCCCCGAGGACGGGAGCUGGGAUUAUGCCUGGAACCUCUUCUGGAACGACGGAAAGGCGCGCGCGCGGCUCGCUGCUAUGAAACCAUUCCAGGUGUUUGCGUGCUGGAAUGGUGUCACUGCGUUCACUGCGAAGCCGCUGUUAGACGGUCGAAUUAAGUUCAGGGCGCAUGGACCGGGCGAGUGCUUCCAGGGAGAACCGAAAUUGUUUGCGAAGGAUAUGUGGGCGAAUGGAUUUGGCAAGAUUGCUGUGGUGCCGAGUGUGAAUGUGGAGUAUAGUGAUGAGGCGGCGAAGAAGAUCAAGGCACUCAAAGGGUAUGUGGCGAGACAUAUUGCGAAUGAAGGAGACGAUUGGAGGAUCGAGUGGGAGACGAAACCACCGGAGAAGGUGAAGUUUGUCAUCCAACAGCCAUGUAUUCGCCUCUUUCUCGAGAACAUCCUCGAUCCGCAAAUUGUUGCGCUCUAA
This is a messenger RNA of Parastagonospora nodorum SN15, 1182 nucleotides long. RefSeq lists its product as hypothetical. The transcript has 2 exons. Bases 1 to 1182 code for a protein of 393 amino acids. NCBI's taxonomy places the organism in Eukaryota, Fungi, Ascomycota, Dothideomycetes, Pleosporales, Phaeosphaeriaceae. The record is from RefSeq and is a predicted model, not a curated record.